UGAAUUAACAUUUUAGAUUUCUUAUAAAUCAAUACAGCUUUUCAAAAUUGAUAGUUUAUCCCCAAUUGUGUUUCUAGAAUUGCUGGACUGAUUCUUUUGCUUGGUAGUUACGGAUACGCACUUAAAGUACGAUGGAUAACAAACGUAAUUGCUUGUCCUUUCAAUUAAUUUUGAACAGUGUAUGAAAACUAGGUUUUCAGAUAUUACAAAUGUACUUCAACUAUUAGUUGGAACAAUGAAUUCUCUUGGAAGGAACCUGGUUUUGUUUCCGAGGUCCUUCAUGAGACCUAAAUGUGUCAGUGUAAUUUACUCGAAGAGAGAUCUGUCAUUGCACGAAUACUUGAGUUUCGAGAUCCUCCGAGAAAAGGGGCUGACUCUGCCUCAAGCCCAAGUUGCAUCAACACCUGCGGAAGCAAAAUCUAUUGCUGAUUCUUUUCUCCAAAAUAGUUCUAUCGAUGAGUACGUCGUUAAAGCACAAGUAUUGGCAGGUGGCCGUGGCAAAGGAAGUUUUGUCCCUAGUAACAUGCAAGGUGGCGUGAAGAUGGCCUUUUCUCCCGAAGAAGUAGAACAAAUCUCCUCCAACAUGCUUAAGAAUACUCUAAUUACAAAACAGACGGGCGCUAAAGGAAGGCCAUGCAAUCAAGUUCUGAUUGUGGAGAGGUUGUUCAAUAGGAGAGAAUUCUAUUUCGCAAUUGCCAUGGAGCGCUCAUUCGGUGGCCCAGUGUUUGUGGGAAGCGCUUCGGGAGGAAUGGACAUAGAAGCGGUAGCAAAAGAAAAUCCAGAGGCCAUUAUUAAGGAGCCCUUAGACAUCUUAACCGGUCCGACAAUGGAUCAGGCAAUCUCGUUCGCCAAACGAGUUGGGAUUCCCGAGGCUCAGCACAAAGAGGCAGCCGAGACGUUCAUUAAACUCUACGAAAUCUUUGUGGCCAACGAUACGACUCUUUUAGAAAUUAACCCCCUUAGUUUAGACUACAACAGAAGAAUCGUCUGCAUGGAUUGCAAAAUGAAUUUUGACGACAAUGCAGCUUUUAGAAGGAAAGAAAUCUUCAGUAAGAAGGAUUUAUCGCAAGAAGAUGAGCGGGACAUCAAAGCUGAAAAGGCAGACAUCAACUACAUUGGACUGGACGGCAAUAUAGGAUGUCUAGUUAAUGGUGCCGGAUUGGCAAUGGCUACGAUGGAUAUAAUCAAGCUGCACGGCGGAGAUCCCGCUAAUUUUCUGGACGUGGGCGGUGGCGCUACUGUUGAACAGGUGAAAGAAGCGUUUGACUUGAUCACAAGUGACAAAGGUGUGAACGCCAUCCUGGUGAAUAUCUUCGGCGGGAUCAUGUCUUGCGAUGUCAUCGCAGAAGGCAUCAUAAAGGCCGCGAGAGAGUUGCAGCUGAAAGUACCAGUGGUGGUACGGCUUCAAGGUUCUCACGAGGAAGCUGCGAGAGAGCGAAUCACAGCGUCUGACUUGAAGAUAAUCGCCUGUGACAGUUUGGACGAGGCCGCCAAGAAAGUGGUGCGCUUCAGUGACAUUGUGGGACUAGCUAGAGAAGUGGAAGUGGACGUCAAGUUCAAACUGCCCAUCUGAAUAAAUGAGAAGAUGGAGUGAAUAAAUUGAAUAGAUUCGUUGAAUGACUCACUAAUUUAGACCAUUUAUAGUAUUGUAACAAAUCAAACUGCUGAGGAUAAAAAUUUAUGCGUUUCUUUAUAUUCUGUGGUUGGAGAGUUACUUAAACACUAUCAACUAUUUGUUGUUCUGAAAACUAUUGUUUGAAUGAACUGAUUCGAUAGCAGAAUAUUCCGCCUCUACCGAGCAGAAAUUGAUCAAUUAAUGCAAGUUUUACAAAUGUAGACAUUUAAUCUCCUAAGAAUGUUAAGGAAUAGUGCAUCUAAAAAGCGCUCGAUUCAGACUUGUAAUUUUGAAGAAAAGCAUGUUGAGCUUGUUCAACAUGGCCGUUUUUCAUUGUUCUUCACUAACUAUUUUGGCUCAAUAGGUUACGUAUUUUGUUCUAAUAAAGUGUACAUAAAA
Molecule: messenger RNA, 2014 nt
Organism: Symsagittifera roscoffensis
Lineage: Eukaryota; Metazoa; Xenacoelomorpha; Acoela; Convolutidae
Product: succinate--CoA ligase [ADP-forming] subunit beta, mitochondrial-like
Exons: 6
Coding region: 182-1573 (463 amino acids)
Biological process (GO): succinyl-CoA metabolic process; tricarboxylic acid cycle
Cellular component (GO): succinate-CoA ligase complex; mitochondrion
Molecular function (GO): ATP binding; succinate-CoA ligase (ADP-forming) activity
Source: RefSeq, a predicted model, not a curated record